GGUGUGAGUGCAGUCCAGGCGAGGGACAGGGGACAACUGGUCUUCCUGGAGGGUCUGAAGGAGUGUCUGUCUGUGUUGGUCCCUGAGGACAAUGGGACAGGAGAUGGACCCCUGGACUUCCUCAGGGAUUCCGCUGUGGGACUGAGGAGUCUGUACCAGUUUGUCCAAUCCAGUGUGAGUGUUCCUGAUGGUGGGCGGGGACAGUGGGGUCCCCCAGUGCUGCUGGUGGACGACCUCAGUGUCCUGCUGAGUCUUGGGGUGGAUGUCAACAACCUGCUGGACUUCAGUCACUACUGCCGAGCCACUGUCUGCUCCCAGAGACAGGGUAACGUGGUGAUGCUGGUCCGCUGUGAUGAGGAGGAAGAGGAGGAGGAUGCUGCUGAUGAAGGCUCAGAGAGACUCCUGACGGGUCUGACCCACCAGAGCAGCCUCAUGCUGCACGUACAGGGUCUCCCCACCGGAUACUGCAGGGACAUACACGGACAGGUAGAGGUGUCCUGGAGGCGGAGGCGAGCUGAUGGUCAGCAGCCGCAGAAGAAACUCUUCCAGUACAAAGUCCACGAUAAAGGAGCGUCCUUCUUUGCUCCAGGGACGUCCAGCGCCGUCCUCUAGUCCCACCUGUGGACAUAUUUGUUUUUACAUGUCAAAACUGACUGUUUGAAUAUGAGCACACCACACACACACACACACACACACACACACACACACACACACACACACACACACACACA
Plectropomus leopardus (leopard coralgrouper) is the source of this 731-nucleotide messenger RNA. Lineage: Eukaryota; Metazoa; Chordata; Actinopteri; Perciformes; Serranidae. The record is from RefSeq and is a predicted model, not a curated record.